UAUUUGGUAGAACAAACAUUAAGAGCUUGUCUGUUGAAACAGCCUUUUGAUCUACAGCGUUAAUCUGUCUGCAAUGUCUUUUAUCAGAGUAGAAGAAACUUCAGAUUUCUCUUUUCAAAAUCUUCCAUAUGGAAUAUUUUCUACAUCAGAUAAUCCAAAACACAGAAUAGGAGUUGCAGUCGGUGAGCAGAUACUGGACCUGAGUGUAAUUAAACACCUUUUUACUGGACCAGUUCUUUCGAGUCACCAUCAUGUCUUUGACCAGCCAACUCUCAAUGCUUUUAUGGGCCUUGGUUAUAAUGCUUGGAGGGAAGCUAGAUCAUUUAUUCAACGGCUUCUUUCUACUAGUGAACCAACACUUCGAGACAACAGUGAUUUAAGGAACAGAGCAUUUGUACCUCAAACCUCUGCCACCAUGCACCUCCCUGCAGAAAUUGGUGAUUAUACCGAUUUCUACUCUUCUUGUCACCAUGCGACUAAUGUUGGAAUCAUGUUCAGGGGAAAGGAGAACGCUCUCAUGCCAAACUGGUUACAUCUGCCAGUUGGUUAUCAUGGUCGUGCAUCUUCAGUUGUGGUUUCUGGUACUCCUAUUAGAAGACCAAUGGGACAGAUGAGGCCAGAUGACUCUAAGCCACCAGAGUAUGGUCAUUGCAAACUUCUGGACUUUGAAUUAGAAAUGGCCUUCUUUGUAGGUUCAGGCAAUGCAUUGGGAACGCCAAUUCCAAUAUCCCAAGCUCAUGAACACAUUUUUGGAAUGGUUCUUAUGAAUGACUGGAGUGCUCGUGACAUCCAAAAAUGGGAGUAUGUCCCACUAGGUCCUUUCCUGGGAAAGAGCUUUGGAACAACCAUAUCACCUUGGGUUGUCCCUAUGGAAGCACUUAUGCCAUUUAUAGUGCAGAAUACAGUUCAGGAUCCAAAGCCAUUACCGUACCUUCUUCAUGAAGAUCCUUACACCUUUGACAUCGACCUUUUUGUCUCCAUUAAAGGACAAGGAAUGGAUAAGCCAACAACUGUAUGCAAAUCAAAUUUUAAGUACAUGUACUGGGAUAUGAAACAGCAGCUAGCUCACCAUACAGUCAAUGGGUGCAAUGUCAGGCCUGGAGAUCUGCUGGCAUCUGGAACAAUUAGUGGACCAGAUCCAAGUAGUUUUGGAUCAAUGUUAGAGCUAUGCUGGAAAGGUACAAAGACAGUUGAUCUUGGGAAUGGAAAUACUCGCAAAUUCUUGCAAGACGGAGAUGAGGUUAUUAUUACAGGUUACUGCCAGGGUGAUGGCUAUCGAGUAGGAUUUGGUCAAUGCUCUGGAAAGGUGCUUCCACCCCUUAUGGUAUAAACUACUCACUGAUUCCCACACUGGAGUCUGAAUGCAUAGUACCUGCCCCCAAACUGCCUAAGGGACAGUCUUCUUAUGAUCUUACAGUGCAUAUUGUUACCAACAGCAGUGUUAAAUAUGCCUUUAAAACAUUGUGCAUCUCUCAACGCUGAAUUUGUUUCAUAUUAAUAAAGAGAUUGUAUCUUUUUCUAAAACUA
Molecule: messenger RNA, 1527 nt
Organism: Protopterus annectens (West African lungfish)
Lineage: Eukaryota; Metazoa; Chordata; Ceratodontiformes; Protopteridae
Gene: FAH
Product: fumarylacetoacetate hydrolase
Exons: 14
Coding region: 74-1330 (418 amino acids)
Biological process (GO): homogentisate catabolic process; L-phenylalanine catabolic process; L-tyrosine catabolic process
Molecular function (GO): fumarylacetoacetase activity
Source: RefSeq, a predicted model, not a curated record